CGACAGUCGUACAUUAGUUUUAUUUCUGUUUUGUUUUGAUAUCAUAAGAUACAAAACUUUAUACCUAGUAUUUUAAAAUCUUGUACCUGUUUUUAUUUGUUACAAUGAGUUGCUUGAAGAAAGAACGGAAACCUAUGGUUCCUUUAAAAACUUUGGAUAUAAUAUUUAGACGUCGUUACGUUCCCAACACACAGCAUUACUUUGCAAAUCGUAAACAUGCCGUGGAAAAGGAUCCGAAGGUCAAAAAACCGAUGAGGCCCUUUCGCAUACCAAGAUCUGAAAAGUUGCUUUCAUAUAUAAAGUAUAGUGACCGAAAAGAAAAAGUAACUACACGAGAAAGGUUAGCACAACCACUAUUCUUAAAAGAUAACUUGAGAAUUGCAGCGACUAGAGAUAUAUCUAAAAGGCUUUUUGUAGAAGAACCUCCUGAUGACGUAAGAGCAGUCGUCGAGAUUCACCCUGAAUUUUAUACCGUGAUUGAAGGUCGUCCCUUACGAUGCUUCGACGACAUAAAAGUGUAUUUGAACAACAUUCGAUGCUAUGCUAUGAAUCGUCAACAAAUCGGAUAUCGACGAGAUUUAAUUCUGAAAAUAGAAAAAAGCGAUGUGGAAGAAUCAGAACAGUAUGAACGUAUAGUUGAUAAAUUAAAACAGCACAUUAAAAACUUUCAAACAUUUCUCACAGAAGAUUACAAGAAAGCUUGUUUAAAAGUAGCUCGAGCUGAAAAAGUGUACAACGAUUUAGUUGCUAAAAACUCAGAGUUUCUGGGUUAUGUCUCUAGUUUGACGAUUUUAAAUAAUAUUUUGUUUAAACUCGAUGCCAUAAGAAGUAUUUUAAAGACGUACAGAAGCUAUUUAAUGUUUGUAGCACCUUUGUCGUGGAGACAACAAUUUGAUGAAACUUUAAAAGGUCGGGUAAUGUCCAUUCAAUUUGAAGCUGGAGAAUUCGCUACUGAUAAUGACUUAGUAGAAUCUCUGGACAUUGAAAAAACAGUAGAAAUGGCUAAAGUUGAGUUAAAAAACCCAUUACCUGCUUGUUUAUAUUUUGAAAAACCGGAACAAAUGAUAUAUUUGUUCCGUUCUAUGGAGUUGCAAAGUCGAGAAUAUCUGAUACAACUUGCAAAAACUGAUGGUCCAAAUCGGUUGUUACGAGAUCGUAUCAAACAAUUAACACAAGGACAGCUUAUAGAGUCAGAUUACUUCCAAUAUUACAUUGAUAACAUCAACUUUGAAAUCAAAAGAGAAAGUUUUAAUGAGACGCAUUUGAGAGAUAAGUUUUUCAGAAUCUUGAAUGAAACAUUUUAUGAUAGCAUCGCGAGUCCUACGACCUUAAAAUUAAAAAUAUGUAUAGAGUACGUGUAUGAGCAAGUUUUCGGAAAAUGUGAAGAAGGGCACCAUAGCCUGCACGAUCCUCUCAAAAUUCUUGAAGUAAUGUACGAAGAUUAUAAUCUUCGGCUGGAUGCUUUAGACUUCCAGAUUGUCUGUCAAGCACAAAACGAUUUCUUCGCUCAAGACUUGAGAAUGAUGCACAACGCCUAUAAUGCGCAAAGAGAACUAAGAGCUUUCAGAGAAAUGACGAAUGCCAUGAACAAAGCAUUUUUGCCUCCAGCAAAGUUUGCGAGGCCGCCGAUUAGGAAAUUUAUGGAUAAGAAAGCUCGAUAUACUCUUAUGAUGGCUGAGAAAAAGAAAACUGAACUGUUAAGCGGAGAACGAGCGAAGCCUAAAAAGUAUAAGUUAUCUGCGGAGGAACGUGAGGGAUUGUUACUGUUUACUGAAUGGUGCGAGGGAAUGAAUCCGGCGCCCUUCUUAAAGGAAUAUUACGAAUUUGCAAAGCCUAUAUUUGAGUGGAUGCCUAGAAAAUCUACCGCCUAUCAAUUGGAUUUAUAAAUGUUUACACGGGUUUGUAUUUUGUUGUUAUUAAAUAAUUAAUCAUUACUGUUAUGUUUAUUCAUAAAUCAUUUUAAUUGGAUUGUAUU
Messenger RNA from Helicoverpa armigera (cotton bollworm), 1975 nucleotides. RefSeq lists its product as uncharacterized. The record is from RefSeq and is a predicted model, not a curated record. The transcript has a single exon. The coding region runs from base 105 to 1886 and encodes 593 amino acids. Lineage: Eukaryota; Metazoa; Arthropoda; Insecta; Lepidoptera; Noctuidae.